AUGGAGGCCUUUUGCCUUGCUCGACCAGCCCUUGUGGUGGCUCCCGGCACCAUCCGCACACUCCCAGUGCGGUCAGCGCGGUCCAAUGCGAGAGUGGUCUGCGCCAUCAAGUUUCCGGGUUUCGGCUUCACUGCCAAGAAUGAGAGCGAAGACAACGAAUCUUACGCUGGAGCCGACUCCGCCACGACUGUGUUCCCCGCGGAGGCGUGCGACGAGCUGGGAGGCGAGUUCUGCAAUGCCGAGGGCGUGUUCGCUGAGGUGAAGCUGGAGUCAAAACCUGAACCCGUCGUCAAGCAGGUCGAAGGGAAGGAUGUCGGCGUGGUCGACUACGACGGCCCUAAGACCGUUUUCCCCGGCGAGGCAUGCGACGAGCUAGGAGGAGAGUUCUGCGAGCCUGAUUACCAGGAGGGCGUUGGUGCCGAGAAGAAGCUCUGA
Closterium sp. Naga37s-1 is the source of this 435-nucleotide messenger RNA. Lineage: Eukaryota; Viridiplantae; Streptophyta; Zygnematophyceae; Desmidiales; Closteriaceae. The record is from the annotation of a GenBank genome assembly.